AUGAGUGUGGAGUCGAUGGCGGCAGUGACCAUCCAGAAGAUGUGGAGGGGGUAUAGGAGUAGGAACUUGAAUAAAGAUACACUGAGAAUCUUGCAUGCCAUACAGGCUGCAAGAGCGAGACAGCAUAUACAAAGACUUACUUGCGACAUGGAAGCGACUAAAGCUGCCUUGGAAAGUGAAAGAAAGAUCCAGCAAUUGCAAAUGCAAGCUAUCAAUGCACUUUGGAAAAAAGUGUCAACUUUGCAGAAUUCUGACAUCCAGAAAGCAAAAGCUUUUGAUCCUGAAGACAGUUCUGAUGUAUUGAGGCAGCUGACGGAGACAUGUUGUAGCUUGCAGGCCCAGGUGGUGGAACUUCAGAGCAGCAUGCAAGAGGUGCUCCGUGCGGUGUCGCAGCGCUCCAGGGGCGAGCCUGUUGCCACCCAGACCGACAUCAGCGCACUGCUGACGCCGCAGGAGGAGCGUUGCACGUGGCUGCGUCGGCCACAGUCGUUAGCGCUCCCCACUAACGCACCGACGGCGCCCACCAGUGACCAUAUCUGCGAUAAGACUAACGACGCGGUCGCUCUAGACAUAGAGCGCACGGAGUCGAUCAUAGACGAUAGAGGAGACGCGAGCAUAGACAACACGGAGACCGAACGCGAGCGGAGCCUGAUUGUCGAC
Molecule: messenger RNA, 660 nt
Organism: Iphiclides podalirius (scarce swallowtail)
Lineage: Eukaryota; Metazoa; Arthropoda; Insecta; Lepidoptera; Papilionidae
Source: the annotation of a GenBank genome assembly